AUGGAAUCAUCCGCUGCAGAUAAGAAGCGCAACAAGCUUGGAUAUCAUCGUACCUCUGUCGCGUGCGUGCACUGUCGACGACGGAAGAUCCGAUGCCUUCUUGCCGCGGAUGAUGCUCAGGGACGAUGCGAAAACUGCAUCCGACUGCGAAAAGAGUGCCAAUUCUUCCCCGUUGAUCAGCAGCCCCCCAUCGAGAAGAAAUCGCGCCCGAGUUCCCGGUUGGAAACGGCAUCGACAGAUCCUUCGACAGCCUCGUCUUCGCCUCCAACCCUCACUGGCGAUCAAACAGAGGCGUACUUCCCUUACCAGUCAAUGGCAUUGGGUGCGAAUACCGACGUAUCGGGGUUCAACGCUGCUGUCUUCCCCGGCAAUCCGAUGGCGACGUUUGCUCCUGAGCGCAGUGUUCCUUCUUCCGAAUUCGCGCCGCAUCCGUCCAUCGACCCUUCUACUGUGGCCUGGGAUGAGUUCACAACGAUUCCCGAUCAACAGAUGCUAGCCUCCAUGGCCGUGGGCAAGACCAUGAUGAACGUACCUGCUAAUGUCUGGGCCCCUACGCCGGGCCAAAUGGCCCCAAUGCCGACCGCGUCCCCUCUACCGGCCACUCCGACAGUCCCGUCGCAAAACCCAGCACUCAAUGCUGCACCCACGUACGCAAUGCAACCCGAUGGAUCGGUGUGGCAGGUCGCCCCCACGCGAUCAAUGACGUUCCCUGCGCAACCGACCGAUAUGGCUGCACCUUAUCCCAACCCCGCUCAGUUCGUGCAGCCGCUCCCCGCGGAUCUCAAACGCAGAAUGACCAGCCCGGCGCAAUCGUUCCCCGGCGUUCCGAUGAACCCUCAGAGUCCUCCUUCCGCCGAUCUUCAAGGGACCCCGGUAUCUGUGUCUUAUCCUGGCCAGCCAGGGACGAUGGGAUAUCCUGGCUGGCAGGAUGUCAACGCCAUGUCUCCCAUGAGCGUGGUGCAGUAUCCGAUGUACGCUGGCGAUCCUGUGCAACAAGCGGGCUUUGGUAGUCCACCGCCGAUGGGACAUCCAGGUCCAGGACAAUCUCCGCAAUGA
Aspergillus japonicus CBS 114.51 is the source of this 1056-nucleotide messenger RNA. RefSeq names its product putative C6 finger domain protein. Gene Ontology annotation, biological process: regulation of DNA-templated transcription. The coding region runs from base 1 to 1056 and encodes 351 amino acids. The record is from RefSeq and is a predicted model, not a curated record. The transcript has 3 exons. Lineage: Eukaryota; Fungi; Ascomycota; Eurotiomycetes; Eurotiales; Aspergillaceae. Gene Ontology annotation, molecular function: zinc ion binding; DNA-binding transcription factor activity, RNA polymerase II-specific.